Molecule: messenger RNA, 1175 nt
Organism: Nematolebias whitei (Rio pearlfish)
Lineage: Eukaryota; Metazoa; Chordata; Actinopteri; Cyprinodontiformes; Rivulidae
Gene: cth1
Product: cysteine three histidine 1
Exons: 2
Coding region: 1-864 (287 amino acids)
Molecular function (GO): mRNA binding; metal ion binding
Source: RefSeq, a predicted model, not a curated record
AUGAAAAUGAGUUUCGAUGUCUCUGUCCUCCCCCAGGACAACAGUGACGACCUGCUCCUGCCUUCCUGUCAUGAUGAGGAGUUGGUGGACAACCUGCUGUGCAGUGAGGAGUCUGAGGGCAGCAGUGGAAGUGACCUGUCCUUAACAAAGGCUCUGCUCCCCCAGGUGGGGCCCUACAGCCCUACAGAUGCCCCCUGGGUGUCCUCCACCCGCUACAAAACCGAGCUGUGUACCAGCUACGCUACGUCCGGCUCCUGCAGCUAUGCUGACCGCUGCCAGUUCGCCCAUGGCCUCCAUGAGCUGCACAUCCCCUUCCGCCACCCGAAGUACAAGACGGCCUUGUGCCGCAGAUACCACACUACUGGCUACUGUUACUAUGGCAACCGCUGCCUGUUUGUCCACAGUCCAUCAGAGCAGCGACAGGUCCAGCACUGCCGCAGGAACGUCCCCUGUCGCACCUUCAGCUCCUUCGGGGUCUGUCCCUUCGGCCCGCGCUGCAACUUCCUGCACGUAGAGGAUGGAGAAGUGGAGAAGAGCAUUUCAGCUGAUGGUGAGAAGACCGUCCAAGACCUACCUCGAGAGUGGAAGCCCCGAGGGGCCCUGUGCCACACCUUCAGCUCUUUCGGGUUCUGCCUGUACGGGACGCGCUGCCGCUUCCAGCACGGCCUCCCCAGCAAGAUGAGAAGCUCCGACAGCCUGUCCCCAGACUGCACCUCCUCCACGUCUUCGUCUCCUCCAUCAACCCCAUCCCCAGUCCACAACGCCUUCACCUUCUCCAGCCAGCACCUGAGUGACCUGCUUCUGACCCUGCAGCAGCUGGAGAGCCCCAAGACCCACGAGGUCUGGGACAGCAGGGCUGUCUGAAACCUCAGCCCGUCCAAAACCACAACACAAGCGCUCCAAACUUUUAUACUUUUUUAAAUUUUUUAUUUACUUUCUGUACUUGGAGGAAUUUGUAAUUAACCCCCCCAAUUUAUAUUUUAUUUUUAUUGUUUGACCUGUCCGUCAGCAGGUCGAGCAGAACUGGACCUGUUCAUUUCUCAGUCCAGGAGCUCUGAACAGGAAGUCUGAGUCCAGUUGGGACUAAUCUCUGGGUUUUUGUUUUUAACUGUACAUUAAUGAUAAGCUGCAUAAAUGAAGUGUCUAAACUGUGCAUUGUAAAUAAACAUUUUUAA